AUGCAUCCCGAAAUUGAGGUGGAUGAAGAAAGUAUAACAAACUGUGUAUUUAUGGUCAUAUCUUUUUUGAUAUAUCCAUUUUUUGUAGCCGUGUUCCGCAAAAAUCAUGCGAAAGACAAGGGCAAAGCUAUAUUUCCAGUUUUCAAUCAUUUCUAUAAAAGUAUCAAAAAAAUUCAAAUCGUUAAUGCGAUAUAUAUACUGUAUUUUUUCUUCACUUUAUUUAUGGCUUUUUUUGGAGCCACAUUCUUUGUUUUUCUAAUUCCUGUAUUAUUAAUCGUGUUUCCAUUGGUCACCGGUCUAAUGCACGACGUUAACGAAUUUCUAUUGGGACUAUUAUCAAUUCAGAGGUUCUGUCUUUAUUUUAUGCCAAACUAUGAAAAAUAUUUAAAUAUUAGUGUUGAAGCUUUGAAUGUCGUUGUAAGAAAUCUGUAUAUUUGCUUCAUAAUUAAAAGUGUAAUGCUUAUUAUUCUUCCUUACAUAUAUACAGCAAACAUCUUAACAUAUACCACACUUAUCCUCCUUUUCCAAAAUUUGUUUGUUUUCUUGUGUGCAUUGCUAUACAUUCCUAUCUUAAUCAGUAUACGAAAAGCAAGACAUUUAAGCUCUUUUAAACUGCAUCGACCACAAAAUUAUAUUAUGUAUCAGCUUCUAUUGGCAUUGUUUGCGAAAUGUAUUUAUGCAAUACAUAUAUUUCAAAGUCCACUACAUGAAUUGAACGAAGUUAUUCUCAAGUAUCAAUACCUUGAUAUCUGCCACGUAAGUUUCUUCCCUCAGAUUUCCUAUUUACUAUGCAAUAAGAAGAAUUGGGAUUCACUCGUUGAGAUUUUCAAAUCACGAAAUCUACUGAAAAUAUGGUGUUGUCCUUGUGUGAAGUUAUCAAGAAUUCAGCCAACAGUACCUCAAGCAAUGCAGAUCUAUUCGACGCAUGCAGAAUGA
This is a messenger RNA of Caenorhabditis elegans, 936 nucleotides long. RefSeq names its product Serpentine Receptor, class Z (gene srz-11). The record is from RefSeq and is marked reviewed. The transcript has 4 exons. Bases 1 to 936 code for a protein of 311 amino acids. Lineage: Eukaryota; Metazoa; Nematoda; Chromadorea; Rhabditida; Rhabditidae.